CCGCCCGCCCGCCCGCCUGUCCGGCCGCCGGCUUCCCUGUCCCCCUUUCCCUCCCCGCCGCCCCCCCAACAGCGAGCGCCGCCAUGAUCAUCUACCGGGACCUUAUCAGCCACGACGAGAUGUUCUCCGACAUCUACAAGAUCCGGGAGAUCGCCAACGGGCUGUGCCUCGAGGUGGAGGGCAAGAUGGUCAGUAGGACAGAAGGCACCAUCGACGACGCGCUCAUCGGCGGCAACGCCUCCGCCGAAGGUCCCGAGGGUGAAGGAACCGACGCCACCGUGGUCACCGGCGUGGACAUAGUCAUGAACCAUCACCUGCAGGAGACGAGCUUCACAAAGGAAUCCUACAAAAAGUACAUCAAAGACUACAUGAAAUCAAUCAAGGGCAGACUUGAAGAACAGAAGCCAGAUAGAGUAAAACCUUUUAUGACAGGAGCCGCAGAACAAAUCAAACACAUCCUUACUAAUUUCAAAAACUAUCAAUUCUUUAUAGGCGAGAAUAUGAAUCCCGAUGGCAUGGUGGCCCUGCUGGACUUCCGUGAGGACGGCGUGACCCCGUAUAUGAUCUUCUUCAAAGAUGGCUUAGAAAUGGAGAAGUGUUAACCAAUCUGGCGGACUACUCUCGGUCACCUGUCGUCCACUGGCUGCUGCUUUUCUUCAUCCACACAAACCCAGGACUUGGACAAACCGGACUGAUGUUAUCUCGAGCUUUAUUCAUUGAUUCUGAUCUUGAUUUAUUUGGAGUGGAGGCAUCGUUUUAAAACAAAAAACAAAACCAUGUCAUGUAGGUUGUCAAAAAUAAAAACGCAUUUAAACCUA
Messenger RNA from Tachyglossus aculeatus (Australian echidna), 818 nucleotides. RefSeq names its product tumor protein, translationally-controlled 1 (gene TPT1). The record is from RefSeq and is a predicted model, not a curated record. Gene Ontology annotation, cellular component: cytoplasm. The transcript has 6 exons. Lineage: Eukaryota; Metazoa; Chordata; Mammalia; Monotremata; Tachyglossidae. The coding region runs from base 84 to 602 and encodes 172 amino acids. Gene Ontology annotation, molecular function: calcium ion binding.